Molecule: messenger RNA, 5122 nt
Organism: Nasonia vitripennis (jewel wasp)
Lineage: Eukaryota; Metazoa; Arthropoda; Insecta; Hymenoptera; Pteromalidae
Gene: Gmap
Product: thyroid receptor-interacting protein 11
Exons: 13
Coding region: 245-4927 (1560 amino acids)
Biological process (GO): Golgi organization; endoplasmic reticulum to Golgi vesicle-mediated transport
Cellular component (GO): Golgi apparatus
Molecular function (GO): small GTPase binding
Source: RefSeq, a predicted model, not a curated record
CUGAUCGAUUCCCCCAGACGGCAAAGUUAUUUUCCGCCUCGGACUUUUGCAGUUCGCAGUGCUGCUGUCGUAUGUGUUGCCAUUUAUUUUCUCUUGUAAUAAUUUUGUGUAUAUGUCGUCGUAGUGGGCUCAGCGAGCAAAAAUGCGCGACGAAACGCAGCCGGACUAAAGAAUCGCGUGUGCAAUUGUGCGAGCACGAAAAAACUAGGCUGAUAUCUCUGUGAAACAAGUGUUGACGUGGGAAAUGGCGUGGCUCGGCGAAGGACUUUCCAGCCUCUCCAGUUUGAAGGGGCAGAUCACGAAUUUCACGAAAGAAGUGCUGUCCGACGGCAUCGUCAAUGAGAUUGACGAACGAUCGAAAGACUUGGAGGAGGCUAAUGCGAAAUGCACGCAACUGCAGGAGUUACUCAACUCGAAAGAAGCAGAGAUUUCUAUAUUGCGAAGGCAAAACAGCGAGCUCCAAAAGGCCGUAGUGGAAUUCCGGAGCAAGCCUCAUGAUUCCAGGAACAAUGGAGCGCACCAGGACGAAGACGCGGGCGGAGGCUUCUUCUGGGACCCGCCGUCGUCGAGGAGCCGCAAGGUCGAGAACCAGAGCAAACUGCUGCAGGACCAGCUGGACCAGGCCACCGUGAGGAUCCGCGACCUCGAGUCGGAGCUCAAUCGUGUGCAGACGCUAAACUCGUCGAACGUUAAGGACGAUGCGAAUAUCAAGGAGGAAGGGGCCUCGCAGAAGGCGGAGCUUUUGCGCGCCAAGCAGGACGUGAUGAACCGCAUAAUUCAGAUGGGCGAGAAGAGCCGCGAGGUGGUGAGAAACGCCAAGCGUCUGCAGCAGGACGAGCUGACGCUUGUGGGCGACUUCCGCAAGGCCAUAUCGAAGCUGGCCUCGCCCGAGCAGUACGACCUGAUCAGGUCGGCUCUGAUGGCGCUGGAGAACGAGAGCGAGCAGCUGCAGGGCAGCGCGGAGAAGACGGACUCGGUGGGCUACGACGCCGAGGGCAAGUCCCGAAACGAGAAGGGACGGGACGAGUCCGAGGCCAAACUGCGCCGGAGAGUCGAGGAUCUCGAGGCGGAGAACCAGAGCCUGUCGCAGAGCAUCGAGGAGCUCGACAAGCAGAACGCCGAGUCCAUUGAACGCGUCCUGUCGCUGAAGGAGGAACUCCAGAAGAAGCACCACUCACUCCAGGGCGCUUACGAGCAGCUCUAUGUCGAGUACAACCAAGCUCUGGGUAAGAUCGAGAACCUCCAGCAGCAGCAGCAGCAGCAGCAGCAACAGCAGAAGCCCGAGCUUUCUAAAGCGCCCAACAAGUCUUCGCUGGACACCGCCGUCCAGACGCUCGCUCAGCUGAAGCUGGACAAGGAGACCGAGAUCCGCCCGGCCAAGGAGGACAAGCAGACCGAGAUCUCCACGAGCAAAGAGGACAAGGAAGUCGAGGUCGACCUCAAGCCCGAGGACCAGCAGGACCUGGCGUCCGAGCUGAAGAAGGUCAACGACAUUCUCAAGAACGCUCCGCUCGAGCCGAGCAACGAGCAUCUCAACGACUCCGUCUUCGUGGCCGUGGCCAGGCAGUUCGUCGAGCUCAAGUGGAAGAAGGAGACGCUCGAGCGCAAGCUCACCGAGCAGAGCCGCCAACUCAAGGAGACCCAGGAGCUGCGCGACUCGCUGCAAAUCGAUUGCGAGGACAUGCAGACGAACAUCGAGUCCCUGGUGAUGGAGGUGCAGCACCUCAAGUCGAACCUGCCCUCGAUACCCGAGGCUAGCGAGGAACGCGUCGCCUCCCUCGAGACCGAGACCGAGUCCCUGCAGGCGGAGAUCUUAGCGCUCCGUAAAUCCAAAGCAGACAUGUCCUCCGAGCUCAAGGCCAUUAAGGCGGCCAUCCGGGAGGAUGGCGGCGGCGGUGGCGUCGAGCUCGCCACCAGGAUAGAGUCUCUGCUGGCCGAGCAGAACAAGUCCAAGUCGAGCAAGGACCCGGCAGAGCUGCUGCAGGCAACUCUCGACGAGAACACGGCGCUCAGGCGCAGGAUUGACGUGCUGGAGAGCGAGCUCAGGGUCUCGCUCGAGCGCUGCAAGGGCCUCGACGAGAACAUCGAGCUGAUCGAGGAGCUGAAACUUGACCUGGAGAACGCGCGCCGCGAGCUCAAGAUCGCGCUGUCCAACAACAAGCGGCUCGAGAACUCGCUGACCAUCCUCCAGGAGACCAAGAACGAGGUGGACGCGGACAACGAGGUCCUCUCCAGAGAGAAGGAGCAGCUCGAGGCCGACCUCAAGCUCCUAAGCUCGGGGUCGGACCUCAAGAAAAGCGACGGCGAUGCGCUCGCGGAACUGCGCGAGCAGCUCAAAAAGUCCAAGGAGGAGAAGGACGACCUGGAGUACGACAUAAGGAACAUGAGGAACGAGCUUGACCAGAGCCUCGAACAGCUGGAGGCCAACAGGGCGGAGAUCGAGAAACUGCAGCUGGACAACGAGAGAUUGGCCAAGGAGAACGGUAAGCUGCUGGACCAGUUCUCCGAGACGCAGAAGGAGAACCUGGACAAGGUCGAUCUGCUCAACACGGAGAUGACGCUGCUGCAACAGGAGCUCGAUGGCAACAAGGAUGAGCUUGAGAAGACCAUGAGAUAUCUGAGCGACAUGGAGGAGAAGAUUCUGACUCUGAAGAACGAGAAUGAGAGGCUGAACGUGGAGGCUUCGAAGAUCAAGGAGAACGAGAUCGAGUUUCUGAAACUGAAGGAACAGUUGGAAGAGCGGAGCCUGGACCACACUAAAGAAGAACUGGACGCAGCUCUGAAGAAACUGAGCGAGCUUGAGGAAAAAGUUUCCAUGCUCGAGAGCGAGAACAAGCGGCUGCAGGACGAGCUGAUAAGAACCAGCGACGUGGACAGCGAAAACAAGAGACUCGUCGAAGCGAUCGAAGAGAAGCAAAAGGAGAUCGCCAAGAACGAGGAAGAGGCUGCUAACGUCACGACGAAGCUGAAGUGUACGGAAAAUUACAUCUCCAGUUUGGAGGACGAGAGCCAGAUUCUGGAGAGCAAGCUCGCGCAAGUCGACCAGGAGAACGAGAGCGCCAAGAAAGAGAUUGAAGAGCUGCGUCAGCAACUUGAGUCGGAGAGGAGGCAGAAGGAAGCUGACGGCAAAGAACUGUCCUCGACGUACCAAACCGAGCUAGACAAGCUGAAGGGCGAGAACGAAAGAUUGAAAUCAGAGCUGGAUAAAUUACUGGUGGAAAAGCGCGACGUCGAAGUUAACACGAGAGCCAGCUCGGACGCGCAAGUUUCUCUGACCGAAGAGGAGCGCUCGCAGCUGCUCGAUCAACUGAGCGAAAAAUUCAAAGAGAUCGAGAACUUGAAGGCGACGAUAUCGAAGGACAAAGAUUCGGCGCAGAUGGCUCGCGAAACCGUCGAAAAUCUCUCCCAACUAAUAAGCUCCAAGGAUAACGAACUGAUAAAACUCAACGCGACAGUCGACAUGUUCAGGAACGAGCGAGACGAGGUGGUAAAGCUCGUGCAAGAGAAGCACAACGAGAGCCUCCAGUACCACGCUGAAAUCCAGAGACUGACCCAACUGAUCAGCGAUCAGACGGCAAAUCUGCAGAAGGCCAUCGCCGAGAAAGACGCUACCCUGGCUAGUCUGCAGGAGAAGGAGUCGCAGCUCCUCUGGACUCAGAACGAGCUCCAAGUGGUCAAGCAACGACUGCAGAACAUCGAGGAGUCGAACAAUCACGGAGAACGUUGCGGCAUAGCCGAGCACACGCUCCUGAGCAAGCACGUAUCCACGUUGGAGGAGAAGAGCAAGGCGAUGGAGGCUGCGAUUCUGCAGGAUCAGUCCAACAUCCGAUACCUGCAGGAACAGCUGACGGAGGCUCAGAGCAAGGAGACUAUCGCCCUGAAAGAGGUCGAUAGGCUGAGAAACCAUCUCGUCGAGAUGGAAGCCAACUACACGGAGGAGGCGUUGCAAUCCGAGGAGAUCCAGAGAACACUCCAGGCGAGACUCAUGCAGGCCGAGGAGAAACUGAAGAACAGCUCGACCAUGUACACGUCGGCGAGCGUGAGAGCGAAUCAACAGGUCGAGACGCUGCAGCAACAGCUGGCUUUGAUCGUGCAGCAGAGAGACGACCUGCAGAAUAAAAUAUCGUCCGCUGAGGACAAGGUCCUGUCCUACUCGGCUUCGCUCACCAAUCUCCAGCUGGUUUUGGAGCAGUUCCAAAGAGAUAAGGAAAAGGACAUCCAAGCAGCGACGGAAAAGUUGCGCGUCGAGCUGCAACAGUCCUACAAAAAACAGGAUGAACUCGUCUCCGAGAUUACCUCUCUAAAAGAGCAAUUGGCUGAAGCUAAGGAAUGCCUGCGAGCCGCCUCAAGGUUGACAGAGCAAUUAGAAAAAAAGUCGGAGCGCAUUGAGCUACUCAAUCAAGAAGUGAACAGGCUAACUGAGCUGGUAAACACUGCCGAUCAAAGGAUUGAAGAGGCAAAGAAAAGCGGCGAAGGGAAAGUCGACAGAUCUCUUGUAAAAAAUCUCUUAUUGGGUUACAUAUCUUCUCCGCAAAACGACAAAACAUCGGUCCUCCGUGUUUUUGCCAAUGUUCUUGAUUUCAAUGAAACGGAACGCGAGAAAUCCGGCCUUACUGAUUCCGCCGCCAAAAACAGUUGGUUUUCGUCCUUGGUCAACAGCAGUCCGGCUUCUAGCAAGGAACAAGAAGCUUCUCUAUCAUCAGCUUUUAUUAAAUUUUUGGAAAGCGAAUCACAACCAAAGCCCCAGUUGCCAGCUUUGCCUAUAUCCAACUCGCCAAUAAGCAGACCAGGUCACAGCAGACAACAUUCGUCUUCAUCUACCCAUUCGACACUUUUGUUGUCAAAUGUUACGCUUCCAACAUUCCCAGAUUUUGUUCCGGCAAGAAAUACAGGAUCAAUUUUAAAAGAGGUCCUCAAAGAUAGCUGAUAUUAAGUACUGUAUUUUUUUGUUGAACCAUUCAUUUAUCUUGUUUUGAGAAAGAUAUUAUUUAAAAAAGGCUUGUUGUAUAAAUUGAUGAUUGUAAUUACGGCUUGUAAAUAGAAGCAUUUGGAAAUUAAAAUUGUAUCAUAAUUAUGUAUGUAUCUACAACUUCAUUCAUGAAUAAAUUUUCUUAAAAUAUAA